Argentina anserina (silverweed cinquefoil) is the source of this 681-nucleotide messenger RNA. Its product is annotated as transcription repressor OFP12. The record is from RefSeq and is a predicted model, not a curated record. Gene Ontology annotation, biological process: negative regulation of DNA-templated transcription. The coding region runs from base 1 to 681 and encodes 226 amino acids. Lineage: Eukaryota; Viridiplantae; Streptophyta; Magnoliopsida; Rosales; Rosaceae. The transcript has a single exon.
AUGUCCAAACUCCCAUGGACAAAGAAUCUCCACCUCUGUCUCCCCAAUUUUAAAUGCCUAGCCCUAAUCCCACCUCGACCCUCCGACCAAGACCACCCGCACCCACCACUCAUGAUCAUCAACAACAACUUGAACAACCUCUAUCACCAGGACUCAAACUCCUCAGAUCAAUCCACCUCCAAAUCACUCACCGCCUCCGACGACUUCUUCUACUCCUCCUCCUCCGACUCGGAAGCCGCCCCUGACUCCCCACCUGACUUCGCCACCGUCUUCGCCUCCCAACGAUUCUUCUUCUCCUCCCCCGGCCGCUCCAACUCCAUCGUCGAGUCACCUGACACUAAACCCGGCAACAACGAUUCCUUCGUCACCAGAGGCGUUACUGUUGCCAAGUACUCCUCUAAUCCUUACUUGGAUUUCCGAAAGUCCAUGGAGGAAAUGCUCAAAGCUAGAGAUAGAGAUCGUACAGACAACAAAGACAGAGAUCACAAUGUGGUGGAUAUGUUGAAAAGCAACCUGGAUUAUCUACACGAGCUGCUCCUGUGCUACCUUCAGUUAAAUCCCGGAGACGCCCACAAGGACAUUAUCAGUGCCUACACAGACCUUGUCGUAUGCAUAUUGUCAGCUAAUACGGCAGCUUCGACACCAGCGUCGGCCGAUGACGAUCACAGGCGAGAAGGAUGA